CCAUACACUCUCGUCUCUUUCUCUCUCCUCUCCCUUCGGCUUCUCUCUCUCUCUCUAUACCAACAUGACUAGCAGCAGCGGCGAUGGCGGCUCUAGGGUUUCGAUCCCGGCCGAUCUGCUCAAAACCAUUCAAAACAUCAGAGAGGUUACCGGAAAACAACAUUCCGACGAGGAGAUCUUCUCUGUCUUCAAGGAGUGUUUUAAUGAUCCACAUGAAACCACUCAGAAGCUCCUCUAUUUGGAUACAUUUCAUGAGGUGAGAAGCAAACGGGAGAGAAAGAAAGAGAAUUUAGUAUCAAAUACACAAGGAAGGAACCGGACUGGACGGAGGAACUUUGCUUCAGGUUAUACAGAUGCCAGCAAUGGAAGAAAUGCAGCUUUUAAAAAGCAGAGUGGAGCUAAUCACAUAAUAAGAGGUUCCGGAACUGUUUCCUCUGCUCCUAACAAUGCAACAAACGACACAAACCCUUCUUCCAAAAAGUCCCCUAACCCCAUAAUUCCUUCAAGUGGAAUCAGCAACCAUAAAAUUAAAGAGGCUUCCAUCUCCCCUGUGAACAAGGGAGUCACAAAGGUUCAGCCUCUCUCCAAAUCUACUUCUUCUUCUGAGGAUGUUGUUGAGCCGGAUAAGUCUAAAGCAAGUACUGUGCCAGUGGCUGUAUCAGAUUCUGUUGUAGAUAACGACACUCAAUAUGCUGUAGAUGAAACUUCUCAGAUCUCACAGCAAUCUUCUAUGAUUGUCUCUGUUAAUUGCAGCAGCCAAUCAGAGCAAGUAGUUAAAAGUGAAGCUGCAGACAAGAAUGGCAAGGAUCAAUCGCUUCUCACGUCAGGUGUUGGUGAACGGCCGCACGUAACAUUACCUAUCCACCUUCAGGUUGCCAAAAUGCUGGAAAAUGGACUAACAUUUGGGAGUUUCGAUUCCAAUUUUGUGAAAGAGGCAUCAUCUGAGAACUGUACUAUUGGGUGUGAUGACUCCAAUAUUGAGUCUUCUCAGGGGACAACAGCCGAUGGGGCGUCAGCUAGGAAAGACUUAUCAACUAUUUCUCAAGAUAAUGAUCAUGAGAUUUCAAAUUCAGCAUCUGAGACUGAGCUAUCAUUGCAGUCAGAUCAAACUGUUCACCUUGUAGAAGGUUUGGAUGGAGAUAAACCACUCACAGACACUCGUCAGACAGCAAAUUGUGAUGCUCAACCUAUCUCCUAUCCUGAUCAGUACUCCCUAGCAGCCUAUCAACAGGCAAUGCACCUUUUUAGGCAACAGUUCCCUCUAAACUUUUUUCCUUACGGUCCCUAUCUUCCACCCUAUUAUAUGCCGCAACCAUACAUUCACCAGUUUGUGAGCCCAAACGGGUACCAACAACAGUCUUACUUACCGCUUGGAGAUGCUUCACCACCUUCUGGGGUUAAACUCCCUCUAACUCACAUCAAGUCAGGAAGCAACAUUGGAAACUAUCCAUCCACCACAUUUCCAUCCCCAUAUGAUUCAUACGCCUUCAACCACUUUCCAUCAGUAGCCACUGUCGCCUCUACCAACAAGGAAGAAAAGAAGGAAAACAUUUACACAACUGGACCGCUGAGUCUAGCCAAUCUGCAGGCCAGUCCCAUGUACAACUUACCCCUUCAAGGUCAACCAUUACCUUUCCCGACCAUGCAGGCUGGGUUUACGGGAAUAUAUCAACCAUCACAGCCCAUUCUGGCGCCUUCUACUAUACCUGCGAGGACUGAACCGAUAGGACCCUCACACAUAACUAAUCAGCAACCUCAAGCUGCGCUAACAAAUGUGGGGAACAACUACUAGGUCAAGGAGAGUUACUAGAAAGAUGCAUAUUCAGAUUGGUAAGAGAUUUCAAGUCCGGAUUUUUGAGUGAUUUUGUGUACAUACUUAGGAUACAUCAUCCCCAAAGAAAGAAUUAGUGUGUGGGCAAUUUGACAAGGGGACAAGAGAACUGGUGCCUUUUGUUUUCGUAUUUUUGUGAGAACCCCAAAACGUCCAAAGUAUCUCGUUGAUCUGUAAUUUUUCACAAUAUAGACAAGUGAUCGGUUUUAUAUGAAAGUGGAGCAAUUUAAUCUCA
Molecule: messenger RNA, 2066 nt
Organism: Capsella rubella
Lineage: Eukaryota; Viridiplantae; Streptophyta; Magnoliopsida; Brassicales; Brassicaceae
Product: GBF-interacting protein 1
Exons: 9
Coding region: 65-1792 (575 amino acids)
Cellular component (GO): nucleus
Source: RefSeq, a predicted model, not a curated record